GGACAAUUUGGGAUUUAAAAGUUACCAUCCCUGAAAGGAUAACAAGGCCUUGAAAACUGUAAACAAGUCGCUGCGCAUUGCUGUAAUGAAGGCUGCUGCUGCUGCUGUUGAGUCUUGGCAGCAGGACGUGAUGAGUAAAGAAUAAAUCAACAUGCCAAUGAAGUAUUGCCUAAGAAGUUAGCAAAAUGCAUCGCUGUGGUCUUGGUAGAGUCAGAUCUGCAAGGAGCAGAGUUUGUCAGCUUUCUGACACAUGCAGGGAAUUUCAUUCCUGUUGCCUUUCAAGAGUUACAUCAUCAAGAGUACUACAAUCAAAUUCACACGUGGUCUUCAGUAAAAGAUGUGCCUCGUUUCUUCCAGCACAGGCACAGGUUGUGGUGUGUGGUGCUGGUGUAGUGGGAAACAGCAUAGCUUACCAUCUCACACGAGAAGGAUGGACAGAUGUUGUUGUACUCGACCAAACUAAAGCAGGAUCUGGAACCUCCCACAAUGGGUCUGGUGUCCUGGGACUGUUCAAACCAUCUUCAGAAAGGGAGAUUGUGACCUACUCAGUUAACCUUAUUAAAGCUCUUCAGGAAGAUGGCCAUAACUUAGGUCUCAAGCAAUGUGGCAGUUUGAAUCUGGCACGGACAAGAGACAGAGCUAUUGCUAUGAAGCGAAGAAUAGCAUACACAAAGCCGUCCGGACUUGAGUGUGAAUGGCUAGAUCGCCACGAAAUCAAACGUCGGCACCCACACUUAUACACAGGAGACCUUGAGGGUGGGGUGUGGGUACCUGGUGAUGCAGUAGCUGAGCCGUACACAGUGUGUGCCACACUAGCUUCUCUUGCUCAGAGCCAAGGAGCUGUCUAUGUUGAAGAUUGCAGUGUUGAGCGAAUAGUAACAGAUGAAGUGCCUCAUUCACAAGUUGUUCCCAAAGUGACCCAUGUUGUCACAUCUCUUGGCACCAUUCAUUGUGAAUAUUUUGUCAACUCAUCAGGAAUGUGGGCACGUUCACUGGGGAAGAGGAGUUCUCCAAAGGUCCGUGUUCCAGUUUUUCCUGCAGAACACUUUUAUCUUCACACAAAGCCCAUGAGAGAAGCAGCAGACGAUCAUCCUGUUGUUCGGGACUAUGAUUCUCACAUGUUCUGCGUCACUAGAAACAGUCAGUUCAUGGUGGGAGGUUUUGAGCCUCAUGCCAAGCCAGCAUUUACUGAUGGAAUACCUCGCGAGUGGAAGAAUUGCUUGUCAGGCGACGAGGAGCAUUUUAAACCCAUUCGUGUUGCAGCAGAGCAUCGUCUGCCUGUCUUAAAAGGAACUCAAUAUGAACCCCUUGUUAACUCUCCUGACACUUUUACACCAGAUGGGAAGUGGAUCCUAGGGGAGGCACCUGAGAUUGAUAACUACUUUGUGGCUGUUGGCAUGAAUGGGAACAGCCUACAGGGUUGUGGAGGUGUGGGACAGGCAAUAGCAGAAUGGAUCAUGUAUGGGUCCUUGGCCAAAGAAAUGCUGGCCUUUGACAUCAGGCGCUUUAUUGACCUUCACAACAACAGGCGUUACCUCAAGGAGAGAACAAGGGAGGUGGUUGGCAGACACUAUGAGAUUCUUUAUCCAAGUCAGUGUGAGUACAGGCUGGCCAGAAAACUGAGGUGCUCUCCAAUUUAUAUUGAACAAGAAACACGAGGUGCAGUCUUUGGAACACGGAUGGGCUUUGAGCGACCACUGUAUUUUGACAUAACACAUAAUCGAAGUGACCCGCCAGCACAGAUGCCUGAGGGGUCAUUCCAUAAGCCAGUAUUUUUGGACUGUAUCAAGGAGGAGUACCAGGCAUGCAGGGAAGGUGUUGGAGUCAUCGACCUCUCUUCUUUUACAAAGAUUGAAGUUACAUCUGUUGGAUUAGAUAAGUAUAAGCAGUUUGAUGCAGAAGAAACAAAGUCUGCAGCAAACCAGGUUGUUGAGUUUAUGCAAAAAUUGUGCAGUAAUGAUGUCAACAUGCCUCUGGGUGGAGUGGUGCACAGCGGCAUGCAGAAUGAGCGAGGUGGAUAUGAAAAUGACUGUCUCCUCAUUCGACGCUCAGAUAACAGCUACCUGAUGCUUGCCCCCACAACUCAGCAGACUCGAAUUAUGGAUUACAUGAGAAGACAAAUAACUCCUGAAGCUUGUGUCUCAGUGGCAGAUGUUACCUCCAAGUAUUCUGUGCUGAGUGUUGUGGGUCCAAAGUCACGAGAGAUGUUGUCCUUUAUCUGCAACACUGACUUAAUAUUUUAUGAAAACAUGGCUAAGGAGAUUAAUAUUGCAUAUGCUUCUGGAGUGUUGGUGCUGUCAUUCACCCACACAGGGGAGCCAGGCUACACUUUAAUCAUUCCGGCAGAAUACACCCUUCAUAUAUACAGACAGCUGAUGAAGCUUGGGCAUGACUAUGGUAUUCGCAAUGUAGGGAUGAUGACAAUGCGAAGUCUGCGUGUUGAGAAGUUCAUUCCCUUUUGGGCAGAAGAACUAGACUCUACUACAACCCCUUAUGAAGUUGGCAGAGGCUACAAAGUUAAGCUUAAUAAAGAAUACUUCAUAGGAAAAUUUGCAUUGAUGAGGCAGUCUACUCAAGGCUUGAAACGAAGGUUGGUUCAUUUUGUACUAGAAGACAGUUUUGACGCUGAUGUAGACAUUUGGCCUUGGGGAGGUGAACCUAUUUAUCGCAACAACCACUAUGUUGGCAAUACAACAUCAUCUGCAUUUGGCUUUACAUUGAACAAGAUGGUGUGCCUUGGGUUCGUCAGGCAUCAUGAAAGGGAAAAUGUCACGCCUGAAUAUAUUCUACAAAAUUCUCAUUUUGAAAUUGACAUUGCAGGAAAAAGAGUUGCAGCUCGAGCUUCUCUGCAACCUCCCAAAAUGCCAAAAGUUAAAAUGGAUGGCAUUUCAUCAUACAGACCCAAGGCACGAGGUAUUUUGACACAUAAGUAAUUGGGGACAAAAUUUAUGCUGAAUAUCAUAGUGAAAGUUUUAGGUAAAUAGAAGUAAAAGGAUUAUUGAAGGAUUAGCAAGAGAGAAAUUAUGAUAAUGAUUAUGAAAAAGCCAACAGGAGAGUGAAUGAAUUGUAGAAAUGUGAGAUUUGGAAUAGUGAAUGAAUCUGGAGUAUAUUAUGUUCUUGAAGUCCAUUAAUGAUUGUUGACAAGGGUGAAUGGACCAUGAAGGAAAAGCCUUGGGAUUUUUGUAGAAGUGAGGUUUGAGACAGCUGUGAUAUCACUGCAGUUUUUAAAUAUUUACAUUGAUACAUGAUGAGAAUUGUCUGUAUCUCUGACACCUUACUUGCUCUAGGAGCAUUCCCCAAGAGGGUGGCCAUGACAGGAGAGCCUCAUUUCUGCCUUUCCAAACAUUCCUUUCCUGCUUGCUCAAGCACUUGGCCUCAACUAACACUUCUAUCACACAUCUUCUUUACUCUAUCCUUUCAUCUUCCAAUUGACCUUCCUUUCCUUUUAGUAUCAUCAGCUGUUCUCAUACAAAAAACAAUUGUGCUCUUCCUAUUUGAACACAUGCAUUGCAGGCAUGGACAUACAAUACAGCUCAGCAAUUGUAAAUGCAUUGACUGGAAAUGAGAUGGGAUAGAGAUAACCAUGUGGAUGGGUGAGGAUUUUAGCACGAUUGAAAUGGUGAAGGAAACUGAUAAUGGAGUGAUUGCAUGGAGCAUCAGGAUGGUUUGGAUGUGUUGUAAGAAUGAAUGAGAUUUGAAGUGUUCAUUUGUACAGAUGAAGACUGUAAUGCUGGAGGUAGGCUGCCCUUGAAAUAGAUAAACAGUAUAUGAAUGUUGGAAGGAGAGAGAUGAUGACUUCACUGCUGUGGCCACUCCUAUAAGGGAAGUUCUUGGAGGCAGACAUCAGAGACAUGAAUAUCACAUGGUGAGCAAGAUGAAGAAAGAUGAGCAAAUAUUGCACCAUAACUUACACACAAUAAUACUCUUUAGUGCUCAUACUUUAGAUUUUAAUGGUGACAAGGAUUACAUAAAGUUUACAUAGAAAGUAUGAUUCAUGAGGAUGACUUGCACAUAAUGAUUGGCCUUCACUGAGGCUUAUCUCAUACAACCCAAAGUUUAUAAUGAACAUGUGGUGAAAUUGUUCUAACUUUACUGGAAAUUUAAAGCAGAACAUCUUUACAACAAUGUUACUAAUAUAUUACAGUAUUUGUCUGUUUAGGAAUCUGUAUAAUAACUAUCGUUGUUCUAAUAGUUAACAGUGGUUAUAAGAGUGACUCAUCUGUGCAAGGAUGUUAUUAAUGUAUGAUAAUAGAAAUCUAGUCAGUAUAAAAUUG
This is a messenger RNA of Scylla paramamosain (green mud crab), 4274 nucleotides long. RefSeq names its product pyruvate dehydrogenase phosphatase regulatory subunit, mitochondrial-like. The coding region runs from base 186 to 2933 and encodes 915 amino acids. Gene Ontology annotation, cellular component: mitochondrial matrix; mitochondrion; cytoplasm. Lineage: Eukaryota; Metazoa; Arthropoda; Malacostraca; Decapoda; Portunidae. The transcript is spliced from 20 exons. The record is from RefSeq and is a predicted model, not a curated record. Gene Ontology annotation, molecular function: protein binding; oxidoreductase activity.